GUUGCCGGGGCAACGAGAGGCCUGGCGGCUGACGCGAAGCCCAGGAAGACAGUGGAAGGAGCCUGGAGCGGGAUCAAAGGAAAGGGGCUGCUGUUGGGGAUUUGGGCGGGCUUGAGGGGAAAGAGACAUCUUCCACUUCCACCAUGUUCCUGCAGGUGGAGGAAAUGAGAAGCAGGAAAAAGUUUUAAUGUUUUUUCGAGAAGAUAAACAGUAACUGUUCAAACCAGUGUACCACAAAUAGAUUUGCCAUUGAAGCACCAUGGAUGGUGUAAUGAAAGAAUGUGAAUAAGCUCCACAGAAGAGUGGAUAAAGACAGAGGGAUCACAAACACAACUUAGUACAAUGACCUACUGUAUCACAUGUAAAUAUUUGUCAUCGUAAUGAUCAUAGAGUGAUUACGACCACCAAGAAGAAAUAACCAGAGAUUAAAAUUAUAGUCAAAUGACACAUGUUCCUUACUGGAAUGUCCACUCUCCACCCCCAUUUUUCAUGGUCUGAGUCCAAAGGGAACUCUGAGAUGGAGCUAAAACGGCAAUUAGAAAGAUGUUUGAGGGCAGGGUCAAGAACAGUUCGAGUUACAGAAUUUGAUUGGCAAAGUCAGCUAAAUCCAAGUCCAUCCAUUAAAGAAGAGGAGGAACAAAUUGUGGAUGAAUAUCUUUCUCCUGAUAAGUUGAGAACACUGACAGGGUUAGAUGAUCUGCAACAAGUGAGGGUCCUAGAAAUGCGUGUCGAUACAAAAGAGAACAGCCUGGGAAACUUUGGUACUUAUCUCCCUAAUCUAAAACAUCUGAAACUGAACCAUAGUAAGAUUACAUCUGUGAGGGAUCUUGGAACAGCUCUGACUCAUCUCAAAGUCCUGUGGAUGGCUUGCUGUAGGCUUCCAGAUUUAGAUGGGAUCUCUUCCUGUUGCUCUUUGAAGGAACUCUACAUAGCCUACAACAACAUUGCUGACCUAAGUCAAGUGAGCCUGCUGGAACAUCUUGAGGUUCUAGACCUUGAAGGAAACAACAUUGAAGAUCUCAGUCAGAUUCAGUAUCUGGGGCUCUGUGCAAAAUUGUCUACUCUUACACUGGAGGGAAAUCUUAUAUGCUUGAAACCUAGUCCCCAAUCUCCAGAGGUGUGUGUCCCAGAUUACAACUACAGAGCUGAAGUGAAAAAACUCAUUCCUCAUUUAAAAUGUUUGGAUGAAAUACCAGCAGAUCAAACAGAUUUACCUUCCCCAUGCAAGAUGAAUGAGGAAUGGUUCUUUGUCAAGACAUCAAUCAAAGAAGGAAAUUUACUUGAUCAGGCUUCUGAGUCUGAUUCAGAAUCUAUACCAAGUUGGCUCUGUUCUUCUGUGAAGCUUCCUGUAACACAGUUCCCCAUAGCUUCCAGACCUCAGACUGGACAAAGACCUCCCACUGCCCGUUUACUUUUUGGUUGUAGCACUCUCCUAGAGCCGACUGUUUGUGAGGAAGGCCUGCCUGAAGAUGAUUCCAGUGAUUUGACUCAUGGUAUCAACAGAGUCAUAUGUGGGAACCCCAUCAAAGCUCUUCAUGCACGAAGACAAAAGCUGGGACCUACGGUAGCAGACCUGAUCCAGCCACCACAUCCUUUAUCUGAACACAGCCAAAACUCUGAAGAGACGGAUUGCAUGAAUGGGAAAGACCUCUCUGCUGACCUAGAAGCCUCAGGAAAGCAUCCUUACCAACAUCUGCAAGCUUUCCAAAGAGAGAAGUCACCACAAAUACUAAAAAUAACACACAGUGAAGAGGAGAAAGAGGAGGGAGAACAAGACUGCAACUUCAAUGACAGCACUAAAGAAGAUAAGAAAGAAACCAUUAAGGACAUCAUGGAAAUCACAUCAUCCAAUUCCUCCUCUCAGUCCCUUUGUUCUCAUUCGUCAACAGAUUCAUCUGAUGUCCCAGAAAAUGCAGUACCCACCAUUGUAAAGCAUACCCUCACACCCUCUCCUCCAAAAUGUCCCUCCCCUGCAUCUAUACGGAGUAUAAAAGGUGGACUUGUCGGAGCCAGACACCUGAAGGUACCCCACUCAAAAAAGGCAGCUCAGCUAAAGCCACAGUCUCCGUCACUUAUGAACAGGAAUGCAGUGCAUCAUGUAGUGGAGAAGAUUGGUGUGCUGAAUCUCCAUAGAGGAACUGAUACCUCCUGUAAUGUUGUUAGACAGAGGUGUAGUAAGACUUGUGGCACUGGCAGCAAUAGUCCCAGCUCAGGAGCAGUAGAAGUGGGAACAACAAACAACAGAGCUAUUUUGGAUGGUGACUUCAAUGGCAUGAUAAAUAUGCAUCAACCUGUUGUCCAGUCAUGCCUAAGAAAACCAAGGCAAUUUUCAGUACUGAAUGUUGCCCGCCCUCUGACUACCACGGCUACCAUGCAAAGCUUGCCAAAAAAGCCAGAUAUGUCAAUGACAACUCAAAGCAAUACUCCAAGUUUUUAGGAAAUGCCCUGAGCAGCUGUGCAAAUAUUGUUGCCAAAUCAGAAGCAUUCAGUCUGUUUCUGUGCUUCCCAUCCUCUGAUCAG
Molecule: messenger RNA, 2520 nt
Organism: Anolis sagrei ordinatus
Lineage: Eukaryota; Metazoa; Chordata; Lepidosauria; Squamata; Anolidae
Gene: LRRC56
Product: leucine rich repeat containing 56
Molecular function (GO): protein binding
Source: RefSeq, a predicted model, not a curated record